Molecule: messenger RNA, 1743 nt
Organism: Penicillium antarcticum
Lineage: Eukaryota; Fungi; Ascomycota; Eurotiomycetes; Eurotiales; Aspergillaceae
Product: MFS transporter
Exons: 3
Coding region: 1-1743 (580 amino acids)
Biological process (GO): transmembrane transport
Molecular function (GO): transmembrane transporter activity
Source: RefSeq, a predicted model, not a curated record
AUGGAGUAUCCUCAAGCAUCGUCUCACAGCCCGGGAGAUACUAGCCCCAGUGGAAGCGAUGGACUCAGUACUAUUGUGACGAGCUCCGACCGCCGCUCAUCAGGUCAUCAAUGCCUCCAGCCUGAGCUCUCACGUCGUCAGACCAACCUGGACAAUGUCGAACUAGAGCGUAUCGAAACAUACAGACUACAGCAUCGCUCAACAGUAGGCUCAGGCAUCGGCAUCACACCUCGAGAAAAAUGGCUUCCUCUCGGAGCUGGAAAGCCCUACCCGCCCUCUCUCCCAGACCCGGAACAAUAUGUUGUCGAAUUUACGGAUGCAAAUGAUCCUCUCCACCCCCAGAACUGGCCCAUAGCCAAGAAGAUCGGUAUCUCAGUGACUCUGGCCUAUACAACCUUUGUGUCCUCCUUUGCCAGUGCCAUAUAUUCCUCCGCUGUCGGCCAGAUCAGUCCCCAUUUCCACAUCAGCACGGAGGUAGCUAUCCUCGGCGUUACUUUGUACGUCCUAGGUUUUGCGUCUGGACCAACAGUUUGGGCGCCAGCUAGUGAGCUUAUCGGAAGAAGAUGGCCGAUCUGCAUUGGAAUGUUUCUGUACUCUGUCUUUACCAUUGCGACAGCGACAAGCAAAGAUGUCCAGACGUUGAUGCUCACUCGGUUCUUUGCUGGUUUCUGUUCUGCUAGCCCCAUCGCCAUCGUGCCGGCCGUCUUUGCCGAUAUAUAUAAUAACCAGAACAGAGGUGUGGCUAUUGCCAUGUUUGCCAUGGCUGUGUUCGUUGGACCAUUCGCCUCGCCCUUUGUUGGUGGCUUUAUUACGUCCAGUUAUCUUGGCUGGCGAUGGACUAUGUACAUUGCCUCCAUCAUGGGUUGGUUGGCUACUGGACUUUGUCUUCUAUUCUUGACGGAGACAUAUGCUCCCGCUGUAUUAGUGGAGAAAGCUUCUACUCUUCGACGACAGACUCACAACUGGGGUAUUCGGGCCAGACAAGAGGAGAUCGAGCUCGACUGGGGUGAGCUCAUUACGAACAACUUCAGUCGUCCAUUCCGUAUGCUCUUUACUGAGCCAAUUGUCUUCCUGAUCUCCCUCUGGAUGAGUUUCGUAUAUGGCUUGAUGUACGCACUACUCGGCGCCUACCCGGUCGUAUUUCAAGGUGUACACGGAAUGAGUCUGGGUGUUGGCAGUCUUCCAUUUAUCGCUCUGAUCAUUGGUGAAUUCCUAGCCGGCGCCUACAUUCUAUGGGACCAGAAAGCCUAUAGCAAGAAAUUAGCUGCCAACAGCAACAUUCCCAUUCCCGAGUGGCGACUCCCCCCAGCAAUCGUUGGCGGUAUCUGUUUCUGUGUUGGCCUAUUCUGGUUUGGUUGGACCGGCUGGACAAAUUCAAUCCACUGGAUGGCUCCUACUGCCAGCGGAAUCGUGACUGGAUUCGGCAUCUACGUGAUCUUCUUGCAGUGUUUCAAUUAUCUGAUUGACUCCUAUUUGACAUUCGCUGCUUCCGUUUUCGCCGCUAAUACAAUUAUCCGAUCAGCCGUCGGUGCUGCCUUCCCCCUGUUCUCCAAGCAGAUGUUCAAUAACUUGGGUGUGCAGUGGGCUGGUACUCUUCUCGGUUGCCUUGCACUGAUCAUGGUUCCUAUUCCUCUGGCAUUUAUCAAGUGGGGACCUUCGUUGCGGAAGAGAUCGAAGUUCGCCCCGGUCUUUAAAUCGAAACCUGAGACACAAGCCGAGAAGGAAAACACCGAAGAUGUUUAA